AUGGCCGCCUUCUCCAUUUUCAAAAGGGUCUUCAGAUCAGCUCGUGUGUUUAGAAACUAUGAGCACCCAGUGGAGGGAUUGGAUUCACAGUUUGGUCUUCAGAAGCAGCUGUUUUGUACCAGACCCGUCCAAGACGAUUGUACAGUCUCUUACCUGGUUCGCUCGUGUGGAUUGCCCCCAGAAUCCGCUACUCUAGUAUCCCCCAAGGUAAAGCUUCAAUCUUUAGAGAAACCAAAUUCCGUUUUAGCGCUUUUGAAACUCUAUGGAUUCUCAGAUACCCAGAUCUCAGCUCUUGUGUGUAGACACCCAUAUAUUCUGGUCGCCAAUGCCCAGAAAACCCUUUUGCCAAAGCUUGAGUUUUUCAGCUCCAUAGGAAUCUCAAGGCUCGACCUUGCAGGAGUACUGACCUCCAACCCAGUUAUUUUGAUGCGAAGCUUGGAAAACUUUAUUGUACCCUGUUAUAACAUGCUUAAAAGCGUUGUGGUCUCUGAUGUCAAGGUCGUCAGUGCUUGGAAGCGCAGCUCAUAUAUUUUCGCAAGUAACUUAUCCAAGAAAGUAGUGCCGAAUAGUGAGUUUGUGAGAGAAUUGGGCAUGCCCGGGUCGUGUAUUGCUUUGUCGCUGACAGAUUAUGCUGGUAUCGUGACGAGAAAGCCUGAAUUGUUCAGCCAACUUGUGGGUGAGGUCAAGGAAAUGGGAUUUGACCCUCAGAAGACAAGUUUUGUGCAAGCCAUGAAUGUAUUGGCUGCAAAAGAGACAUGGAAACGAUGUCGAGAGGCUUAUAGGAGGUGGGGUUGGUCUGAGGAUCAUUGUGUUUCUGCCUUCAGGGCGUAUCCGCUGUGUAUGAUGUUGUCAGAGAAGAAACCAAUGGACACAAUGGAUUUCCUAGUGAAAAAGAUGGGCUUGGAGAAGAGAAUCAUCCCGAGGUUUUCAGUUAGAGUUUUGGUUUUGAAAGGAUUGAUAGGGGAGGAGAAGUUGAAUUUGGCUAAUGUUCUUUCGAGGUUGGAGGAGUACUUCUUGGAUAGGUUUGUGAACAGAUAUCUCAGCCGAGUACCUCAACUGUUGGAUGUGUACCAAGGCAAAGCGAUCAGAGCUGUCCAUGGUGGGUUUUGGCAAGGGAAAAGCUAUGGUAUGGUGGUGGAAUUAAAAAAUGAUGGUAGAGGCUAUGGGGUUGAUGGUGAAUUUUGUGCAGGUGGCGGAAUAGGAGGUGGUAGAAUUGGAGAUGAGCGGUGGAUUUUGCAGGCAUGA
This is a messenger RNA of Fragaria vesca subsp. vesca, 1245 nucleotides long. RefSeq lists its product as uncharacterized. The coding region runs from base 1 to 1245 and encodes 414 amino acids. The record is from RefSeq and is a predicted model, not a curated record. Lineage: Eukaryota; Viridiplantae; Streptophyta; Magnoliopsida; Rosales; Rosaceae. Gene Ontology annotation, biological process: regulation of DNA-templated transcription; chloroplast organization. Gene Ontology annotation, cellular component: chloroplast. The transcript is spliced from 3 exons. Gene Ontology annotation, molecular function: double-stranded DNA binding.